Phycomyces blakesleeanus NRRL 1555(-) is the source of this 1390-nucleotide messenger RNA. RefSeq lists its product as hypothetical. The transcript is spliced from 2 exons. Lineage: Eukaryota; Fungi; Mucoromycota; Mucoromycetes; Mucorales; Phycomycetaceae. The annotation marks the transcript as partial. The record is from RefSeq and is a predicted model, not a curated record.
AUGCCUACCGUACAGUGCCCAUCUGGUGCUCUUGUCCGUGCUGCCCUUCUUCUUGUUGCCUGCAACAUUCCUGCUGCCCGUAAGACUUGUGGGUUCACCUCUCAUUCAAGCACAUGUGCAUGCAAUAAGUGCAACCGACAGUUCCCUCGCCUUCCAGACUCCAAUGCUGUGGACUACUCUGGGUUCGUGUUUUCUGAGUGGGUGCCUCGCACUGAUGCCGAAAACCGCCGUGAUGCCGAGUUGUGGAGAAUGCCCAGCAGUGAUGCACAGAGAAAGAGAUUGGAGAGGGAAAAUGGUGUCCGAUGGUCAGAAUUGCAUGACCUGGUUUACUUUAACCUCGUGGAGUGCACUGUCAUCGAUCCGAUGCACAACCUGUACCUCGGAACAGCAAAGAGGAUAAUGGAGAAAUGGAGAUCUUCAGGUCUCAUCACAGAUGCACACUUGGCCGAAAUGCAGUUGGAUGCUGACAAGCUUGCCGAUGAGUGGAAGUCUUGGUGCUUGGUGUACUCUCCUGUUCUCCUGCGUGGUCGUCUACCUGAAGCUCAUCUCGGUAACUGGACAAUGUUUGUCAAUGCAUGCCAGUACCUCUCAAUGCCAAGCAUAUCCAUGGCUCACCUUGAUGAAGCCCAUCAAUCUUUGGAGGCUUUCUGCAGAGAGUGCGAGAAGUUGUAUAAAGCCCCAUUCCUUUCGCCAAACAUGCAUCUCCAUCUUCAUCUGCGAGAGACUGUACUGAACUUUGGCCUGGUUUAUGGCUAUUGGCUUUUUAGUUUCGAAAGAUGCAAUGGUAUCUUGAAAAACUAUGCGACAAAUAGAAAAGACGGGUUUGAGGGAACCUAUAUGAAGAAGUAUCUUGAAGAAGCAUACCAGGGAGAUCUUAUUCGCCAAACUUUGCCAAUAAUUCGACCUGAGCAUUCGGCGAUCAUCCUUGAGCUCACUGCAUCCACUGCCAAUUCCAUAGCCACUUCCACUUCCACUGCCACCUCAAUCCAAUUCGAUAUCAAUGCUUUUCUUGAUUCUCCUGAGAUCAACUUUGAUAUCGUCAAGGGAAACGAGCCUUUGCCCCCUUCCGCACUUCCUUUAGCUCUAAAGGGGGAGAUUUCCAUGGAUGAAUCCGAGUAUGAGCAUUUGUUGGAAUACUAUCGCGAGACAUACAAUGAUCAAACUCUUGUUCAUUAUCGUCAGGCUGGUCAUUCCGAUAAUUUUGUUAACAAUCGGAUACAGAAGUUUGAAUCAAUCAAUCUUCUUGGGCAAAUCUACAAGAGCAAAACGAAGAAUCAGCGUGGGUCGUUCAUGCAAGCCUUGUUUGAGACAAGUGAUGGUAGAAGUACCAAGCCAUACGCGGGCCAAAUUCAGUACCUCUUUGUCAAUACUGCUGUAAACUCGUUUGCUG